AUGGCAACAGUAGCCCGCGAUACAGUCACUCUUGAGACGUCAGCCUCAACAGCAGAGUCGAAUCACUUCCAGCUCAACGCUGAUGAGAAUUUCCAUUUUGAGAUUCUUAGAGUCUUGAGCUGCGCGACAUCAAACGGCGCUGACAUUGCCGAAGUCCUCGCAAGAUGUCCCAAGAUCAGGCCAGGUGACUUUGAGUCUUGGGCUUCCGCAUGGACAGAGCUGGCAGAAAGAGUUGAGAAGCAAGCACGCGAAUCAGACCCUUCCACCAGCAGCGGCAAAGCCUCCGCAAGAAAUGCAUAUCUCAGAGCCGCGACAUAUUAUCGAACUGCCGAUUUCUUUCUGCAUGGAAACCCUACAGACUCUCGCAUCAUGAGCCUCUGGGCAAAGCAUCUAGAGAUGUUCGAGGCUGGGAUUGCCCUCAUGCCUUAUGAGACCCAACGAUUGAGGAUUCCGACGCCUCAUGGUUUUCAUGUCCCAGCCACAUUCUACAAGGCAUCUGAUGGCAAAAAGGGCCCGAGGCCUACACUCAUUAUCGGAAACGGCUUUGACGGCAGCCAAGAAGAGAUGCUGCAUGUAAUUGGAUGGCCAGCACUAGAGAGAGGAUUCAAUGUUUUUUCCUACGAAGGGCCGGGCCAGCCAACUGUGAGACGAUAUCAAAGCCUUGGAUUUAUCCCAGAAUGGGAGAAGGUGGUCACUCCUGUAGUCGACUAUCUGUAUGCACACCAGAAAGACCUGAAUGUGGACGUCGACAAGCUUGGACUUUGGGGUCACAGCAUGGGAGGCAUGCUGGGCUUGCGAGCCGUUGCAUUCGAGCACCGCAUCAAGGCGUUUAUUGCAUGCGACGGAGUGUGGAAUGUGGAUAGCAUCAUCCCCAGACCAUUAUUGGCGCGCCUCGAUGAAGGACACGCCGAUCAACUUCUGAAGGAUAUCAAAGGCGGCAACGCGGAAACGGGCCUUCGCUGGGUAAUGACCCAUGGGUCCUGGGUCAUGUUUGACGAGAAGCAGCUCCCACGGGGCCUGCAGAGCCCAGACGACAUCAAGGCGCUCGUCGACAAGUUUCGAAAGUUUAACCUAGACGGUGUUGUCAAUCAGGUGACUUGCAAGGUCUUUGUUGGAGACGCAGACGAUGACAUCUUCUUCAUGGGACAGCCCAAGAAGUUGGCCGAUGCACUGGGUGACAAGGCGACAUACCAUGUCUUUUCAAAGGCAGAUGAUUCUGAUGCUCAUUGCCAGGUCGGAGCUGUCGCAGUCCUGGCUCAGAAGACCAUGGAUUGGUUUGAGAAAGUAGUCAAUUAG
Pestalotiopsis fici W106-1 is the source of this 1296-nucleotide messenger RNA. RefSeq lists its product as uncharacterized. NCBI's taxonomy places the organism in Eukaryota, Fungi, Ascomycota, Sordariomycetes, Amphisphaeriales, Sporocadaceae. The record is from RefSeq and is a predicted model, not a curated record. The transcript has a single exon. Bases 1 to 1296 code for a protein of 431 amino acids.